Gilbertella persicaria is the source of this 987-nucleotide messenger RNA. RefSeq lists its product as uncharacterized. NCBI's taxonomy places the organism in Eukaryota, Fungi, Mucoromycota, Mucoromycetes, Mucorales, Choanephoraceae. The coding region runs from base 178 to 987 and encodes 269 amino acids. The record is from RefSeq and is a predicted model, not a curated record. The transcript has a single exon.
CAAGAAAGUAUAUCAUUGUCUCUUCACAGUCUCGUGUAGUUUGUGGUUAUUGUGAUCAUUAAAUUGUUAAUUCCAAGAAAAAUGAGUACUGUCAUUUGUUGAUUUUUACCCUCUCUACUAGAACUUGACAAGCUAAAACUUUUGUUUUUUUCUUUCUUACCUAUUUUACAUACUGAUAUGCGAUUCACUUCAUUUGUCACACAAUUGUUUCAAUCAGAUAACAGACAAAAGAGAACUGAAAUUCUAACGCAGCCAACCAAAACACACAAGUCAAUACAAAUCCGCAGAUACAGAGAAUCAAUCAUAGAUAAAAAGCAGUCUUUGAAUGAUAUCGAAGAGUACGUAUCGAGAAAGAAAUCUUUUAGAGAAAAUAGAAACAAACCACUUGAAGAAAAAAGAAGCAAUUGGGACAGUCUUUUUCAAAAAGUGGUGGCCUCCUUAAGCUUUUCUGGGCUCAUAAAGAACGAGCAGAGCCAGUACGAGAGCAAUUUAGUACAUGCAAAGGAUUUUGGCGGUCAAAGCUUCAUUAAUCCUAAAGACACGAAAAAAAACAAUGAACGCACCAAACAACCAAUCCAGAGCAUAGAUAGCUGGAAGAUGUGCACUCGACGAUCAAACACAUAUACUAUCCGAAAUCAAGCAAAAGAAAUGAUUGGCAAUGGAAAUGUCAUUCAGCAACUUCAUACCUAUAACGAAUCUAACAAAGAGCUCUUAGGCAACACUCCUUUUUGUUUCAGGCAAACUGGUUACAUUUCUCCGUCUACCAGUAUCAGUAGGCAUUGCGAUUUUUUUUUUACAAAUCAUAGUACCAUUGAGCCAUCAGCUAGAUAUACUGAUAAACCACCACCUUUGCCUCCUGUUGUUCGUAUGCAAGCACUGAUCCAGAUGUGCGAAAGGUCAUUUGAGAAGCUUAUGAAUGAAAUCAAUAGCGUAGAGACAACUUUAGAUAAUUUCAAUCUGUUAACCGAGUACUGCAACCAAAAGUAG